This is a messenger RNA of Cucumis melo (muskmelon), 1398 nucleotides long. Its product is annotated as 2-alkenal reductase (NADP(+)-dependent)-like. The record is from RefSeq and is a predicted model, not a curated record. The coding region runs from base 215 to 1267 and encodes 350 amino acids. Gene Ontology annotation, molecular function: 2-alkenal reductase [NAD(P)H] activity. The transcript has 5 exons. Lineage: Eukaryota; Viridiplantae; Streptophyta; Magnoliopsida; Cucurbitales; Cucurbitaceae.
AAAGGAAAAGAAAUUGGCAAGUCUUCAUGGAGAGGAGGGAGAAAAAAAGGGAAGGAAAGAAGAGAGAUAAAAACACAACCAAAAAAAAAAAUAGAGAAGAAAAACAAACAUUAUUCUUGUAAUUAGUUUGAGAAUAAUAGUAUUUGGGAUUUAGUGAGAAACUUUAUAAGGAGAGGUUGAGAGGUGGUUUUUCAUUUGGAGAGGAGAGGUAAAGAUGGGAGAGGUGGUGAGUAACAGGCAGGUGGUUUUAAAGAAUUCGGUCACCGGAUUUCCGAAGGAAUCGGAUUUUGAAGUAACCACUUCCACCAUUUGCUUGAAGCUUCCAGAAGGUUCCAAGAAGGGAGUUUUAGUGAAGAAUCUCUAUUUAUCCUGUGAUCCCUACAUGCGUGUUCUUAUGACAAAUGCCCAUCUUUACUUUCCCAUUGAUUUUUACACUCCACCCCAGGUGUUAUAUGGGUAUGGAGUGGGAAGGGUACUGGAAUCAGGAGAUCCAAAAUUGAAAGAAGGAGAUUUUGUAUGGGGAAUAACUGGUUGGGAAGAAUACAGUGUGAUUGAAGACCCACAAAAGCUCUUCAAAAUCAACCAUCGUCACGAUGUCCCACUUUCUUAUUACACUGGAAUCCUUGGAAUGACAGGUGUGACAGCAUACUUUGGAUUCUAUGAAGUGUGUUGUCCAAAAGAAGGUGAAUAUGUAUUUGUUUCAGCUGCUUCCGGUGCUGUUGGUCAGCUUGUUGGCCAAUUUGCUAAAUCUCUCGGUUGCUAUGUUGUUGGCACUGCUGGUACUCAACAAAAGAUUGAUCUCCUAAAAAACAAGCUUGGAUUUGAUGAUGCUUUCAACUACAAAGAAGAAUCCGACUUGAAUUCAGCACUGAAAAGAUACUUCCCAAAAGGCAUUGAUAUAUACUUUGAAAAUGUUGGAGGGAAAAUGCUUGAUGCAGUUCUAGUGAACAUGAGAGAACAUGGAAGAAUUGCAGUUUGUGGAAUGAUAUCACAAUACAAUCUUGAGAAGCCAGAAGGAGUACACAACUUAUUAAACAUUGUUUUGCAACGAAUUCGUGUCCAAGGCUUUGAGGUUUUUGAUUACUACCAUCGCUAUUCUGAGUUUUUGGAUGCUGUUUUGCCUCUCAUUCAAGCCCGAAAGCUUGCUUACGUCGAGGACAUGGCUGAAGGCCUCGAUGCCGGUCCUGCCGCUCUCAUUGGUCUCUUUUCUGGACACAAUGUUGGGAAGCAAGUUGUUGCUGUGGCGCCUCAAUCAUCAGCUGUGUAAUAAUUUGUAUUCACUGAUCAUUGCAAAACUUGGUUUUUCAUGUUUGAUGUCUACUGUCAUUUUCGUGAGCUUUAUUUUGUUGAAGAAGGUUGUUUUCCAUAUCCAUCUCAACCUCAUUAGAGGAGCUAAAA